Messenger RNA from Neogale vison (American mink), 1470 nucleotides. RefSeq names its product pyrimidinergic receptor P2Y6 (gene P2RY6). Gene Ontology annotation, cellular component: plasma membrane. Gene Ontology annotation, molecular function: G protein-coupled UDP receptor activity; G protein-coupled UTP receptor activity; G protein-coupled ADP receptor activity. The record is from RefSeq and is a predicted model, not a curated record. The transcript has 5 exons. Lineage: Eukaryota; Metazoa; Chordata; Mammalia; Carnivora; Mustelidae. The coding region runs from base 309 to 1352 and encodes 347 amino acids. Gene Ontology annotation, biological process: cellular response to pyrimidine ribonucleotide; G protein-coupled receptor signaling pathway.
CCUGCCAGGAAACAGAGGAAGCCGCCCGCCCCAUCGGAGGUGUUUCAGCCUGGGCUCAGAACAGGAGAGUGGAGAGCCUCACAUCUGGCUUUCCCUUGUGCCAACGCAUUAAAGGCCACCAAGGUGCUUCAGGGACAGGAGGCCGCAUGUGAAAACAGAAGAAUGAAUGCAUAAAUGAAAGAAAGGCCCAGACAAAUGAAUGAGGUCCAUUGGAUUUAAGUUGUGAAUUCUCACUGGACACCAGGAAAUGUGGACAUGUCGGUUGGGAGAUAAGAAGACUGCAGCCAAAAGAAGGACCAUGGCUUUGGAUGGUGGAGUCCAGGCUGAGGAGCCUCUCUGGAUGUAGGAAGCGCAGUCGGGCAGCCAUGGAGUGGGACAAUGGUACAGGCCAGGCCCUGGGCUCCCCGCCCACCACCUGUGUCUACCAAGAGAACUUCAAGAGACUGCUCCUGCCACCCGUGUACUCAGUGGUGCUGGCAGCUGGCCUGCCCCUGAACGCCUGUGUCAUUGCCCAGAUCUGCACCUCCCGCCGGGCCCUGACCCGCACAGCCGUGUACACCCUGAACUUGGCCCUGGCUGACCUGCUCUAUGCCUGCUCCCUGCCCCUGCUCAUCUACAACUACGCCCAGGGGGACCACUGGCCCUUUGGCGACCUCGCCUGUCGCCUGGUCCGCUUCCUCUUUUAUGCCAACCUCCAUGGCAGCAUACUCUUCCUCACCUGCAUCAGUUUCCAGCGCUACCUGGGCAUCUGCUACCCGCUGGCCCCCUGGCACAAGCGUGGGGGCCGCCGCGCAGCCUGGCUGGUGUGCGGGGCCGUGUGGCUGGCCGUGACAACCCAGUGCCUGCCCACAGCCCUCUUCGCCGCCACCGGCAUCCAGCGUAACCGCACCGUCUGCUACGACUUGAGCCCACCGGCCCUGGCCGCCCGCUAUAUGCCCUAUGGCAUGGCCCUCACCGUCAUCGGCUUCCUGCUGCCCUUCAUCGCCCUGCUGGCCUGCUACUGCUGCCUGGCCCGCCGUCUGUGCCGCCAGGACGGCCCAGUGGGGCCAGUGGCCCGGGAACGGCGCGGCAAGGCGGCCCGCAUGGCCCUGGUGGUGGCAGCUGCCUUUGCCAUUAGCUUCCUGCCCUUCCACAUCACCAAGACCGCCUACCUGGCAGUGCGCUCCACAGCCGGUGUCCCCUGCCCCGUGCUGGAGGCCUUUGCUGCUGCCUACAAGGGCACGCGGCCUUUUGCCAGCGCCAACAGCGUGCUGGACCCCAUCCUCUUCUACUUCACUCAGAAGAAGUUCCGCCGGCGGCCACAUGAGCUGCUCCAGAAACUCACAGCCACGUGGCAGCGACAGGGUCACUGAGUCUGCUGGGGCGGGACACCUGGGGCCUGGGCACCAGAAGCCCUUCCAACCCCAAACCAGGCAGAGAAUUAGAGCUUAGCUCAGCUGGGCAGGGAGUGAGGUCCCCCACAGACUACAG